GGCGCUACCCAAAGAAGCAGGACCGCUGCGUUUUCGCCGCUGUGCGCCGACAGGAGGGAUGUGACCCCGGAACAGGACGCCACACGCUCCAUUCAAACACAGCGCACAAGAAAGAAAAGCUGGACCAGGAGGGAGCCACAGGAGCAGGGGGGAUGAACCGCGAGGAGGCCCCGGGAAAGUCUCCUGAAGACAUGUACAUCCAGCAGAAAGUGCGGGUCCUGCUCAUGCUCAAAAAAAUGGGGUCAAAUCUUACGCCAAGUGAAGAGGCUUUUCUCCGGAAUUAUGCAGGUGUGGUCCACAGUCAGAUGAGCCAGCUGCCACAGCACAGCAUCGAUCAGGGCGCAGAGGACGUAGUGAUGGCGUUCUCGAGGUCAGAGACGGAGGAUCGACGACAGUGACCACGAAGCCCCCCCACCCCAAUCCCGCCCCACCCGUCCCCGGAUAUGUACGCAACACAGAUGAGCUCAAGUGUGAAGGAUCGACCUGGAAGGGACGGACAGACCUGUUCUGUCGGUCUGCCUUCCAAUUUGGAGGAGACACACUGAAAGCGGAUCGCCGCGGGUCAACUCCUUCCUCAUCCAUCAAAGCGGAUGACUGUGAUAAUGCUCAAAUUGUGUGGAUGAACAUCAAACGUAGUUUCUUUUUUUUUUUUGGUUUGUUUGUUUAUUUUGUCGGUCACGCGUUGGAUCAAGUGAGAAGCAGCGAUGUGAAGUGACUGUGUCAUGAUUGAUCUGUGCGGCCUCUUUUUAUAAACACCCACUGCUCCUUUCAGAAAGUCGCGACAUAAAGUCUCGGAGGCGUUCUACCGAUCGUCUUGUCAUUCAGCGGCAAACACGGACCAUUCCUUUGGUGUGUCCAGCCCCCCCUCCAACCAGGUAUUGAUUUGUCUUGUUGACCAUCACAAUUUUACCACCGACCCCGUCAACAUUACGGCAAUGAGUCAGGUUUUGUCCACGGCCAUGUUAAUUCCUACCUCCGAGGUCAAAAAGAUCAAUGCCCGCACACUCUAAGGAGUUUUGAAGAAAAAAACAAAAUUCCCUACACGUUAACACAUUUGUCAAUGCUCGGCCGUGCGUUUUAAUAUGAAGCCGGCAUUAGAGCUAUUCUCUUCCAAAAUAGAAAAGAAAAAUAACAUGGUCAUCACACACAUUUCAAAGAGCACACGUGUAAAGGCUUACCAACUAACAGUUUUGGGAAAGCUCAGUGUUGAAGAACAAAAAAAAAUGUUUUUAAAAAUAGGAGUGUACACAUGACCCCUUCUUCUUUUUUGGUUGAAUGCACGCAUGCCAAAGCGAGCAGCGAGCUGAUGUGCGCGCAGGUGUUCACGUUCACAGCAGACCGGCCAUUCAUCACCGGUGGCCGAUUAUAGCCGGUGACAGGAUCAGUGUGAUUUAUGUGUAAAACAUUGCGUGGAAGGGGAUUUUCUUUUUUAAACCCCCUUCCUCCCCCUUCCCCACAUUUGAACCGAAGCCCCACUUUGCGCUUGUGCUGCUUUAUUUUUGAACAAGUGUGAACAAAAAAAAAAAAAUUACAUGAGAAGACACAGGUGCACAUUCUGCCUAAAGCAUGGCAGUUGUUGGUUUUGGGUUAUUGAGACAAGGGGGGGGGGGCUUUCUUGUACAGUUACUUGGGAAAAGUGAUUGUGUGCUUUUUUUUUUUUAUAGCACAUUGAGACAUUUGUUUAAAAAAAAAAAAGACAUGUAAUUUAUUGUUUACUGAACCGAUUCAUGUUCCUCGAACCUAUCGUUGCGGUGAUCAAAAGUAUUUGUUCACUUUUAACUCCAAGCAACCAAAACGGCAGAACUGUGUGUGCUAUUUUUUUUUUUUGUAUUGUCUCUAUUGCACUACUAUCAAAUGGGAGAUUGGCAAAAAUAUAAAUAAACAGACAGAUUCUGUUCAGACUGGAGAAAAAAAAAGUCUUUUACUCGACUCGGCAUAUUGAUCUUAACUAAUCAGGGUGCUUUUCUAGUUGCGCUCAGUAUUUAAUGUGUUUUGACUACACUUGGUGUAAUUUAAUGAUGUCAUUGUAACGUUUGAAAGUCUCGCACGUCUGCCGAGGAGCUUCGCCUCGUCUCACCUUGACCGUUGUGCGCUUUUUAUUCCCUUUUUCCCCCCUUUAAUGUCCUUAGCAAUCAUUGUAAACAGCAAAGAAACAUCUUUGCUUCCUUUUUUUGUUUGUUUGUUUGUUUUUGUCUAUGCAUACUUGUUUUCCUCUUCUGAAGCCGUCUUACUGUACAUUUUGCUUAUCAGGGUUGUUCUGCAACCUUUGUUACUGUGCGUGCGUGCGUGUGUGUGUGUGAGAGAGAGAGAGCACGCUGCUGUUGGAUUUUUACUGUGAUUUUCAUUUUUAGAAGAGGAGACUUUGUAUAUUAUUUUAAUCUCAGUCAACAUCGAUUCGUUGUUUUUUGUUUUGGCUGCUGACAAUGUCUUGACCGAAAGCUUCCAAACCUAUACCAACUGAACCAUUAAAGGCAUUUGAAACGGUGA
Messenger RNA from Hippocampus comes (tiger tail seahorse), 2487 nucleotides. It is a transcript of the gene ctnnbip1, whose product is annotated as catenin, beta interacting protein 1. Bases 153 to 398 code for a protein of 81 amino acids. The record is from RefSeq and is a predicted model, not a curated record. Gene Ontology annotation, cellular component: cytosol; nucleus; beta-catenin destruction complex. Gene Ontology annotation, molecular function: beta-catenin binding. The transcript is spliced from 4 exons. Gene Ontology annotation, biological process: negative regulation of Wnt signaling pathway. Lineage: Eukaryota; Metazoa; Chordata; Actinopteri; Syngnathiformes; Syngnathidae.